Molecule: messenger RNA, 1374 nt
Organism: Dendronephthya gigantea
Lineage: Eukaryota; Metazoa; Cnidaria; Anthozoa; Malacalcyonacea; Nephtheidae
Product: protein FAM81A-like
Exons: 1
Coding region: 263-1351 (362 amino acids)
Source: RefSeq, a predicted model, not a curated record
UUUCGAAAAUUUUAUAGAUUUUUUAUACGAUGGUUUUUGGGGAAAAUGACAAGAUAUUAGCUCAAAAAACUAUACUCGGAAAAGCACAGAUAGUCAAAUAAUACGGAUUACUAGUUGGAUGGUAAAAAUACGUGCAUUUUCACCUACGAAACAUACGAUGGUUUUAUAAUUGGUCUUGGUUGGCAACUGGCUUUGUUUACAAAUGUACAAAAAUACACAAUCUUCAGAAUAAAAUUUACCGUCGUUUUCUAAAAUCGCUUCUAUGGAUACCAAUUCAUUACGUGGUAGUUCACGACAAUCAAAAUCGGUCGUAUUUCCUCGUAUAAAUGCCGAUCAAAAGUAUAAAGGAUCUCGACAGGGUAGCAAUGAAAGAGCCGAGACUGCUAGCUUUGGUCCAUCCACGUCGAAAGAUCAAAAUGAAGACUUGAAUAAGUAUAUUCUAGAAAGGCUAGAUCGCACUGAAAGAGCUUUAGAGGUCGAAAGACAGGAGAGAACUGCAUUGGAAGAACUUGUGAGGAGAUUAAUGGUAAAUGUGCAAGGAAUAAGCAAGGAUAUGGUAGCUUUGGAGAAUGCUGUAAAAUCUGAGGAAAGUAAUGCACAUUCACAAAACGUUGCUCUAAAAAAUCUUGAAAUGCAUCAGGUCUCUGGGAUAGGGGACGUUUGGAACAGGCUUACUCUUGCGGAUUUAAACACCAUUAAACUAUCAGGAGACUUGAACAAACUGUCUGGUGAAGUGUCUGAUGUCAAAAGAAGCCAAGGAUACAUUAAAGAAAAGCUUGAAAAAUGCUCUAAAGAUGUUCAGAGUUUAGUCACUAGGCUUGAAAAGACUAGCUUAGAAUAUGAGAGAAAAAUUCAGCUACUCAAAGUUGAACAAGAUUCAAAAUUUGCCAAUCUAGAGCGGAGUGUUGAGGUUGCAGAGAAAUGGAAUGAGAAGCAAGGAAAAGAAAAGGAGAGAUCAGAUGGAAAUAACUUGAGACUUGAAUUACACGAAUAUUCAAAGACCCUUGCAAGCUUUAGACUUCGUUUUGAUCAAUUUGUUGAAAACCAGGAGGCAUGGAGGGAGGGAAUUGAUGGAACAUUUUCUGGCCUCUAUGAGAAUUUGCUUGAGGUAAAAGCAGCAGGCAACACACAUUACGAAGACCUCACAAGAAGACUUGAUGAUUUAGAAAUGAAACAAAAAACAUCAUUGGAAAAAUCUUAUAAUUCAAUUAAAGACAGUUACAGAGAAGCAUUCAGGGUUGUGUAUGAAAGUAUUACAACAAUGCAAACGGUCUUGGAGGCAAAAUUGAAAAUGACCGAAGCAGAUCUUAAGACCUCCAUAAAUAGUAUUUUGAAAACAAUGUCUCAAUGAACAAAUGCAUAAGAACAAUUUUA